UAUCCCCAAUCUGGAUAGGGACUGGGGAGGGAAGAAUUGGGAAGAACCAGAAGACAUGGCAUUCCUUCUCAUAGCAAGCGACUUGGAGAUUUGUCUUGGUUACUGCCUUAAGAUUUCAUACUAUAUAAAGUAAUGUCCAAUUUCUAGUUCAGAUUUUUUCUCAAAAUAAGCCGAUAAAUUGAGUAUUUAACUUGGGUGAUUUUGCAAGAACUGCCAGUGCUGCCAGUUGCAUAGGAAGGUAUCUGUUAGAUUUUUCAAUCAGUACAGGUAGUUCUGAACUCCUCUGGGCACCUGAAACUUGCGAGGCAUUUCGGUGCUUUUGCGAAGAGCCCACUAAACCCUAAUCCUCUAAACUUCUGACUCGAAAAUUAAAGUCUCUUUCCCCUGUGAAGGUAAUAGCGCAACGGUGGAGUGUUGCGUUCUUCAUUGUUGUGCGUAGUAAUGUAACUGGAUGUGUACCGGUAUUCCAGGUGAAUAUCAUUAGAAUUCUAUGAAGUUGGCGGAUUGGAGGUUUGAGUUUGUUUCGUUCCAAUUUGGCCUGCUCAGUAUCUGCAGUGUAAGAGUUAGGGUUUAGUAGCAUUGAGUUAUUACUGUGAAUUCGUUCUUACAUAUAAUUCUAAUCUUUUUCGCCGACUUCAAAGGAUAUUCCGAAGCACUUUGGUUGGCGAAGGAUCGUGACACAGAUUGUAACACAGAUCUGUUCUUAUUAAGAAGCUCAUCUCUGCGUCUCACUACAUGCUCGUUUCUGAGGAGAGCUCGUCCAUAAGCAUAGAAACUGCCAGUGAUGUGGGAGCUCUGAUAAGUUUCAAAAUCAAUUAGGCAUUUUGCUUGGCUGUUUCUAAAUCAACAGAGGGGCAAAAGUUCAUAAUUGUAGGAUUAGGAGGGCAAUUGUGUAGAAUGAGAAGCGGCAACCAACUGAACCCUUUGUUGCGGACGCUUGGUCGGCUAUGUUUGAAUGGUGGCACAUACUCUACGUCUCAGGAGGUUCUUUUAACGGCGUCCAUUCAAGCUGAGGAUUGUAUUAGGAGAGAUGUACACAGAACUCCAUACCUGCAGUCUGAAAUUAAACAGAAUACCAACAGCGGAUUUGGAAUACGUGAAUCAAAGUUUAGGGCUACCAAUGUCUCGCAUCUUGUUAACUCUGCAUCAUGUCUGGAUUUUGUUCGAGGCAGCUCUGCUCUAUUGUCGACUUCGACUAAGGGCAGUGCCUUAAGACCACCAGACGCUGAAGAACUGCAGAGGAUUCCAUUUAGAAGAAAAGGAGGUGACAAAUUCGCUCGAUCAAGAACAAAUUAUGUGAUAGCUGCUCUUGUGAAGUCGUUGGAGUCCUCUCAAUCAAAUGCUGAAGUGGUGGAGAUACUGGAACAGAAAGCUGAGGAGGUCUUACGGCCCAAUGGUUUGGCAUGGCUGUCUCUCUUAGACGCACUUCAGAAAGGACCUAAACCUCAUAUUGCAAUGGAGGUUUUCAACUGGAAAAAAAGCAAGUUGAGAUGGGAGGUAAAUCCAAAGGAGUAUGCGAAAAUGAUUUCGUUUGCAGGCAGGAUCAAUCAACCUCAACUAGCGGCGGACUUGUUUGAUGAGAUGGAGAAACGAGGCAUAAAGAAGACAGCGGUUAGCUAUAAUGCACUCAUUCACUCCUACGGUCGCAACAACGAACCACAGAAGGCACUUCAGCUGUUCGAGUAUAUGAAAGUCACUGUCGAUUGCCAGCCUACUCUAGUGACCUACAAUACAUUAAUUUCAAUGUACAGUCGAAUGGGUGCAACGGAAGAGAUGAAGAAAAUAUUUUUGGAUUGUACGGAAGCGGAGUUUGUUCCUGACAGACACACUUACAAUGCCCUUAUCUGGGGUUACAUGCGAGCUGGACAACUGAAUGAGAUGGAAGUAACUUUCAAUGAGUUGCAGGCUAAAAAAUUUAACGCUGACGUGAUCACUUAUAAUGCUCUGAUUAUUGGUUAUGCUCGAGCAAAUGCAGUUGACAAAAUGGAGGUCGUGUUGUCAAGCAUGCAGGCAGUUGGAAUUCCAAUUAAUACCAUGGUUGGUGAGAUACUCAUUGAAGUCUAUAGUCGCAUGAAGAACUUUGAUAAGAUGGAGGGCGCAUUGAAGAUCAUAGCUGAUACCCCAGGUAUUCAAUUUGGUUCCCGGGUACACAGCAUGGUAAUCGAGAGUUAUGCAGAUGCUGGCAAGCUGGAUGAAGCGGAAGCUGCAAUCAAGCGCAUGUUUCAGAGCAAGCGAGUGCUUGCUUCUUCCAAGGCAUUACAUGCUUUAAUUAUGGCUUACUCCAGAGCAGGCACAUACGACCGCCUUGCAAAGACCAUGGAAGUAGUGAAGGACGCAGGCUGGAUGCUCCAGCCAGCUACGUACAACAUCCUUAUUUCAGAGUAUGGAAAGGUGGGUUACCUCGAUAAGAUGGAGCAAGCAUUUCGUGAAAUGAUGAAUGCGUCUGUUAAGCCUUCCUUCGAAACUUUCCAAUAUAUGAUAAAUGCUUAUGAGGCAGCCGAUAAUGAGACCCAAGUGGACAGGAUCCUCGAUCUUAUGCGCAAGGCAGGCUGUGAACCUAAGUCUAAUGCUGUGUGGACUGAUGACAAAGUCUUCAGUGAGAAAGUCCGGUGGUAGUAUGUUGUAGAUUUGCACCUCUUGCUGCUAGACCAGUGAAGCUAGUCAGUGCCGCCUUCAAGGUGCGUUGGUCAGAUACUAAAAUCUUCUGUAUUUAACUGAAGCUGAUGCAGAUUCAACUUGUCUAUACACAUCAUUCACAAUACUGACAAGCUCAAUUCCACAAAUAUGGUUUAUAGCUCACUAUGUACAAAUAUUGUUUGUUCAUCUUUUCCAAUGUAUUUCUACAACAUUUAAUUUAAAAACUUAUUUGUUGAGCUUU
Molecule: messenger RNA, 2878 nt
Organism: Physcomitrium patens
Lineage: Eukaryota; Viridiplantae; Streptophyta; Bryopsida; Funariales; Funariaceae
Molecular function (GO): mRNA binding; protein binding
Source: RefSeq, a predicted model, not a curated record